Molecule: messenger RNA, 1016 nt
Organism: Apis laboriosa (Himalayan honeybee)
Lineage: Eukaryota; Metazoa; Arthropoda; Insecta; Hymenoptera; Apidae
Gene: ClpP
Product: ATP-dependent Clp protease proteolytic subunit
Exons: 4
Coding region: 217-921 (234 amino acids)
Biological process (GO): protein quality control for misfolded or incompletely synthesized proteins
Cellular component (GO): endopeptidase Clp complex
Molecular function (GO): ATP-dependent peptidase activity; serine-type endopeptidase activity; ATPase binding
Source: RefSeq, a predicted model, not a curated record
UCAAUUAUCAUACAAUUGAUGUAACUGUAUUAAUGAAAAAUCUUUUUUUUUGAUAUUAUAAUAAGUUAUGAUAAUAAAUUUUUAUUUAGGUUAUGUUUUAUUCUUUAAUUUCUUAACAAAGAUCUUUCAAACUACUCAUUAGUUUAUUAUGUAAAGUAUUAUUUGCAGCAAUAUAUAUCCAAGUUUAAUGAUCAUAAUAAGCGUAAAAUUAUAAAAAUGUUAAGAAAACUUAGUAAUCUGUUACAAAUUUUUGUUCCUGGUCAAAAAGUAAGCAAGCGAUAUCUAAAUUUUAUACCUGUUGUUGUAGAACAAAGUGGAAGAGGAGAACGUGCAUAUGACAUUUACUCGCGUCUUUUAAAAGAAAGAAUUAUUUGUUUAAUGGGCCCGAUCACAGAUAAUGUGUCUUCAGUAGUGAUAGCUCAACUUCUAUUUCUUCAAUCAGAAAAUAGUAAAAAUCCAAUUCAUAUGUAUAUUAACUCACCUGGUGGAAGUGUCACAGCUGGACUUGGUAUAUAUGAUACCAUGCAAUAUGUUCUACCUCCUGUUGCAACAUGGUGUGUAGGACAAGCAUGCUCAAUGGCAAGUUUAUUACUGGCAGCAGGAACAAAGGGUAUGCGCCAUUCGUUGCCUAAUGCAAGAAUUAUGACACAUCAGCCAUCAGGAGGUGUAUCUGGUCAAGCUACUGACAUACAGAUACAAGCUCUAGAAAUAUUAAAGCUUAAAAAGCAAAUUAAUAAUUUAUAUGUAAAACAUACAGGUUUAGAUCUGGAAAAAAUAGAACGAUGUAUGGAAAGGGAUAAUUUCAUGAGUCCUAAAGAAGCAAAGGAAUUUGGAAUUAUAGACAAAGUACUAUCACACCCAAUGCAAGAGGAUGAACCAGAUAGCACUAAAGCUGUUCUUGAAAUUUCCACUCAACCUUAAUUAGGAUUAAAUAAAAUAUGCUUAAAAUUAUGAAAUUUUAUUAAAACAUGUAUUUAUCAAUAUUUAAAAAUAGUAAUAAAAUAUUUUUAAAACAA